Messenger RNA from Wickerhamiella sorbophila, 531 nucleotides. Its product is annotated as N-terminal acetyltransferase A complex catalytic subunit ARD1. Lineage: Eukaryota; Fungi; Ascomycota; Dipodascomycetes; Dipodascales; Trichomonascaceae. Gene Ontology annotation, biological process: N-terminal peptidyl-glutamic acid acetylation. The record is from RefSeq and is a predicted model, not a curated record. Gene Ontology annotation, cellular component: NatA complex. The coding region runs from base 1 to 531 and encodes 176 amino acids. Gene Ontology annotation, molecular function: protein-N-terminal-glutamate acetyltransferase activity; protein N-terminal-serine acetyltransferase activity. The transcript is spliced from 2 exons.
AUGUUCUCUAUCCGUCAGGCAACGACUCGGGACUUUCAGGAGAUCCAGCAGGCGAACUUGGCGAAUCUGCCGGAAAAUUACAGUCUAAAGUACCUGUUGUACCAUGCGAUUUCGUGGCCACAGGGGUCGUAUGUUGCCACAAUGACUUCCGGCGGUCAGGAGCGCAUUGUGGGAUAUGUGUUGACCAAGAUGGAGGACGACAACCAGGAGCUUCCCCCAAACUCGCCGCCCAGCGCGCACAUCACAUCAGUGUCGGUGAAUAGAACGUACCGUAAGCUCGGGAUCGCCGGCGCCCUGCUCAAGCAGAGCCUGAGAUCGAUGCGAGAAAGCUACGGGGCCGAGCUGGUGUCGUUGCAUGUGCGCGAAUCCAACAAGGCUGCUCUGCACCUGUACAAAAACACCCUGGGCUUUGAGGUGCUCGAAGUAUCUGCCGGAUACUAUGCGGACAACGAGGAUGCAUACUCUAUGAAAAAGGUACUCGACGAUAGUCUUAUUGACAACAUUCCCGACGACCAAGACGACCUGCUAUAG